This is a messenger RNA of Tetrahymena thermophila SB210, 687 nucleotides long. RefSeq lists its product as hypothetical. The transcript has a single exon. The record is from RefSeq and is a predicted model, not a curated record. Lineage: Eukaryota; Ciliophora; Oligohymenophorea; Hymenostomatida; Tetrahymenidae.
AAAAAGUCAUAUUUAUCAAAUUAGACUAUUGUAAAAUAGAAUAUAAAAUUAUAGUUGAAAGUGUAAGAAACAAUUGACUUUUGUUAGAAAAAUAUUCAAAAGUAAAACAUGAGCUUAGAAUUAUAUAACAGGUAUAAUCUCUCUAAAUUUGCUAGAGUAUAGUAUUAUUCAUACUAAGAUGAUGGCGCAUAAUUAGAUUUCUAAAAUUAUCUAGAUUUAUGGAGUUUUAAUCCUAAAUACAACCUCAUAUCAAUUGAAGAUGAUCAAGCCACAAGUGAAUAACUAAAUAAUUUAAAAAAUGCAUAACAUAUAGCUAAAUUUGCAUCUUUUUUAUCAAUGGGACUUUUGUAUUAUGUUGGUAAUGGGUUCUAAACUAAUUUACCUUGGUAUUUUAAAUAUCCUAGACAUAUUAUCUGCCUUACUAUUGGAACAAUUAUUCUACCAAAAUAUUUAAUAGGGAAUCGAUAUAAUGAAUAUUUUAUAGGCUUUAAAGAAAAAUAAAACAAAUAUAAUUAACAAAUUUUAUCUUAGUAAUAAGAUAUAGAAGAAAUAAAGUAAAAUUUUAAAAAACCUGAAUAUUUAAUAUAAAUGAUUUAAGCUGAUCAAAACUUGCAAAACUAACAAAAUGCAUCAAGUGAAGAUUCUAAUAAUUUAGAAGAUAUUUUAAAAAAUUAAAAAAGUAAAUGA